Molecule: messenger RNA, 3289 nt
Organism: Bufo bufo (common toad)
Lineage: Eukaryota; Metazoa; Chordata; Amphibia; Anura; Bufonidae
Gene: CERKL
Product: ceramide kinase like
Exons: 14
Coding region: 1-1803 (600 amino acids)
Molecular function (GO): kinase activity
Source: RefSeq, a predicted model, not a curated record
AUGGCGUCGCGCGCUCCCGUGCGUUUCCCUGGCAGCGGAGGCCCUGAUGCGGACACCCACCUGUCACCCCAACUCCGGGGCUCCACAAGUGACGGUAUGGGGGAGAGGCUGCGCCUGCCCGGGCUCUACCGGCGGGUGAGCGCCUGGAGCGACAGCGGCGAGGACUGGAGGAGCAGCUCUGCCUCCGUGUGCCGGGGUGACCGCUGGGACGCGGGGAGCUCGGGCAGUGAGCGCUCCGGAGCCCGGCUGCACAGUGACCCGGACGAGCCGUCCUCCCCGGGACCGCACGGCGGCCGGCCGGCUCCUCUGCUGCGCGGGAUAUUCCAGAUCCAGAAGAGAAGCUGCGACGUCUCCCUGACCGGCAGCCGCCUGCUGUGGAGCCCCGUCCUGCCCGAGCACCCGGGAAGCUCGAAAGUCCAACCACAACCUAAAGAAGAAUCCAUUGAUCUGAAGGACAUAUUUUCUGUGAAACUGAAGAGACGCAGAUUGGCAGGGCAGGAUAAAGGUGGAACCCUGCUGGGCAUCACAAUCUUUCUCUGUAACAGAAAGGGACAUAAGCUAAAAGAUAACGCCAUCGACUUUCAUAAUUUAAGUGAAGACUACUGUGAUAUUUGGUACCGGCAAUUAAAGGAAAUUUUGAAUGGUUUUCCUAAUCGACCAAAGUCUCUAAAAGUAAUCAUAAACCCUCACAGCCAUAAAGGAGAGGCGCCCAAUGUGUAUUACCGGCACGUUGCUCCUCUUUUUAAGCUCGCUGACAUUCAGACCCACGUUACAGAAACUAAUUAUAAAGGACAUGCCCUUGCGUUACUUACAGAAUGUGAACUCCAGGAGUAUGACGGUAUAGUUUGUGUAGGAGGUGAUGGAUCAGUCAGCGAAGUUGUUCAUGGUCUUCUGCUUCGAGCCCAGAUGGAUGCUGGGAAGACUAUAAAUGGCAGCAUUUCUCCUGUCAGAGCCCCACUGCCACUUGGUAUAAUACCAGCCGGCACCACCAAUGUUUUGGCGUAUUCCCUUCAUGGUAUCAGACACUCGGUAACCGCUGCAUUGCACAUCAUUAUGGGGAACAUCCAGCCGGUUGACGCCUGUACUUUCAGCACUGAUGACAAGCUUCUGCGAUUUGGCUUUUCGUCAAUGUUUGGAUUUGGAGGAAGGACUCUCGCCCUUGCAGAAAAGCAUCGCUGGAUGCCCUCUAGUCAGAGAGGCGACUUUGCAGUUAUUAAAACACUUGCAAAUCUAAAAGCGGAUAGCUGUCAUUUGUCAUUUUUGCCGAUAAGCAACCAACAGUUACCAUUCCACCUCAAAAAGAACAACGAGGAUAAUUCCUUCAAGUCCGAGAGCAAGGAUCAGUGGCAGCACAUCCAGGGCCAGUUACUGAAUGUCAGCAUUAUGGCAAUCCCCUGCCUUUGUCCAAUGGCCCCUAGAGGCUUGGCACCUAAUACCAGGUUAAAUGAUGGCACAAUGGCACUGAUAAUUGUACAAAAUACUUCCAGACAAGAGUUUGUAAAGCAUUUGAAGCGCUACGCCACUCUGAAAAAUCAGUUUGACUUUCCUUUUGUUCAAGCUCACUUGGUUAAAGAAGUGAAGCUCUGCCCUCAGAGCAUUAAUCACUGCGGUAAUGGCUUACAUGAACUUAGUGGAGAAGAUCAUACAGGGUCUAGUGAAGAUGUUCAUCCAUGGAAUAUCGAUGGAGAUUUACUGGAAGCGUCUUCUGAAGUUCAUGUCCGCUUACAUCCUGAGCUCAUAAAUCUGUACGGGAGUAACAUAGAGGAACUGGAGGAGGUGAAGGCUAAAUGCAGCUGUUUGUAGCAGAAGCUUGCCAUAAAAUACCAACAUCCUGAUUUUCUACAAAUGUCAUUUUUAUUGAUUUGUGACAGCAGAGACAUUUGAAUGGCAAUGUUUAAUUAAAAGGGAUUGUGAACACUGAAACACACAAUUCUUUGAAACGUUACACAAUAGUACAAAAUUCUUCCACAAAAUAAAGAUUUUAGACGAGCCUAUUUUACAACAUAUGUUUAUAGAAUUUGUAAACUUGCACUUGCUUUUGUAGUAGCCUUUUUAUAUUAAAACAAAUGUGCAAUAAAAAUAUUUUUUUUUGCAAAGCUAUUUUUCAGUUCAAAUUAUUUAAUGCAUUUCCGUAUUCCUUCCUUCAUCUGUCUGCGUUAUCACCUGAGCACAGUGGGAGUAGCCUAUAGGUUUACGAUAGUCAAGCAUGGGUUAAAGGGCUUCAGGUUGGCAUUUUUUUUUUCUUUGCUUAUGCGCUAAUGUAUCUGUUUUCUCAGUACCGAAUGUACAAGUCAGUGCUCACUUUAAGGCUGGGAUGUGCGAUUCCAAUCUUAAAGGGGUUUUCAGAGACCCCCAAAAAUAAAAGGUAGAUAGUAAAGGAAAAGAGUAUUCUAAAAUAACAAAAGGAUCCACACUCACCUAUCUGAUCCACAGUUUUUAGCACCAAUGGUUUCGUGCUCUCCAUCGGUCUUUAUUUCCAGCGCUGCAGCAAUGAUCUCCCCAACUACCAAACAUGACCACUGUAGCCAAUCAUUGACUUCAGUGGUCUUGUGAGGUAGUCGCAGGCAUCAUCGCUGGAGCACCGGCCUCUCUGCAGCAUUGAUGUGCCUGACUACCCCAUGUGACAGCAGAAGGCAGCGAUUGGCUGCAGUGAUCACAUGUGAUAAGUGAUGUCGUCACUGCAGCGGCAUACACAAAGACUGACAGGGUGGUGUUGGAGCAGCAAGUGAUCGGACAGGUGAGUAAAGCUUCUCUUGUUAUUUUAGAACACUCCCUGGCUUUAUCUCAAUUUUGGAAGUCUGAAAAAACCUGUUUAAUGCAAAUUGCAUCUUUUUUGGUACAGUCCACAGGACAUCAGUGCUAUGUCGGCACACUGAAUAUGGUAAAUAAAAAAAGUAGAAGGUAGUAAAUAUGAUUUGUGUCUGCUUAUUAACCCACUCACUUUAAGAGACUUUAUGGACAUAUAUUAGACAGUAGGACAUAAAUAUUCAGAAAACAUUUUUACCACAAUUUUCAUUUCACACAAAACAACCUAAUAUAAAAAAAAAUUAUGGAGAACCCCUUUAAGCCUCCUAAAUGUCUGUCUCCACAAUGAAUAGGCAGUAGCAACACUUUGAGAGCACCUUUGAUUGUCAUUGCAAUGGUCUGCUAGGUCAGAUGGGACCCAGAUGGUUAAGUAUAGUUAGAGAGGAGGGAGACGGCACACUGCGCACAGCUGAUCGGUGGGGGUGCCAGGUUGAGACAGCCCCUUUAAAAGUUUAUAAAUUAGAACAAAAUGAGCUCUUAACAA